Phodopus roborovskii (desert hamster) is the source of this 2843-nucleotide messenger RNA. It is a transcript of the gene Mtrr, whose product is annotated as 5-methyltetrahydrofolate-homocysteine methyltransferase reductase. Gene Ontology annotation, cellular component: cytosol. Gene Ontology annotation, biological process: homocysteine metabolic process. Gene Ontology annotation, molecular function: [methionine synthase] reductase (NADPH) activity; flavin adenine dinucleotide binding; FMN binding. Bases 34 to 2127 code for a protein of 697 amino acids. The transcript is spliced from 14 exons. The record is from RefSeq and is a predicted model, not a curated record. Lineage: Eukaryota; Metazoa; Chordata; Mammalia; Rodentia; Cricetidae.
UGCUGUUAGAGUUACAGCCCAUGACCUGAGGUGAUGAGAAGGUUUUUGUUACUGUAUGCUACACAGCGAGGACAGGCGAAGGCCAUAGCAGAAGAAAUUAGUGAGCAGGCUGUGUCACAUGGGUUUUCUGCAGACCUUCACUGUAUCAGUGAGUCAGAAAAGUAUGAUCUGAAAACUGAAACUGCUCCUCUGGUAAUGGUUGUGUCCACCACGGGGACUGGAGAUCCACCCGACACAGCCCUCAAGUUUGUUAAAGAAAUACACAACAAGACCCUACCCACAGACUUCUUUGCUCACCUGCGGUAUGGAUUACUGGGUUUGGGUGACUCAGAAUACACAUACUUCUGCAAUGGAGGGAAAGUCAUCGAUAAACGACUCCAGGAGCUUGGAGCCCAGCAUUUCUAUGGCACUGGACAUGCCGACGACUGUGUAGGUUUAGAGCUCGUGGUAGAGCCAUGGAUUGCUGGACUCUGGGCCGCCCUCACAAAACACUUUAAGUCACUCGGAGGACAAGAAGGAAUGAGUGACAUGCUCCCACCGGCAUCAGAUGCCCCCUUGAACACCGACGUGAAGCCAGAGCUGUUACACAUCCAGUCACAAGUUGAACUUCUGAGAUUAGAGGAUGCGGGAAAGAAGGAUUCUGAGGUUUGGGAACAAAAUGUAUCUAACAGGAGUCAGAGGAGUGAGUUGAUUGAAGACUUUGAGUCCUCGCUUGUCCACUCAGUUCCUCCACUCUCACAGACCUCUCUCAGUAUUCCUGCUUUGCCACCAGAAUAUUUGGAGGUUCAUCUUCAGGAGCCUCUUGGCCAGGAGGAAUGCCAGACAUCUGUAACUUCAGUAGAUCCAGUCUUUCAAGUUCCAAUUUCAAAAGCUGUUCAGCUGACUACAAAUGACGCUGUAAAGACCACGCUGAUGUUGGAAUUGGACAUUUCAAAAAUCAAGUUUUCCCAUCAGCCUGGAGAUUCCUUCAAUGUGAUCUGUCCAAACAGUGACUCUGAGGUAGAAGCCCUGCUUCAAAGGCUGCAGCUGGCUGAUAAACGAGCAUACCGUGUCAUCCUGAAAAUUAAGGCAGACACUAAGAAGAAAGGAGCUGCUAUGCCCCAGCACGUGCCCGAAGGCUGCUCUCUCCAGUUCCUCCUCACCUGGUGUCUGGAGAUACGGACAGUUCCCAAAAAGGCUCUUUUGCGCGCCCUGGUGGACUAUGCCAGCGACACUGCGGAAAAGCGGAGGCUGCAGGAGCUGUGCAGUAAACAGGGGGCAGCAGAUUACAACUGCUUCGUCCGGGACGCCAGUGCCUGCCUGCUGGACCUCCUCCUCGCCUUCCCGUCCUGCCGUCCUCCACUCAGCCUCCUGCUCGAACACCUUCCCAAACUCCAGCCUCGACCAUACUCAUGUGCAAGCUCGAGCCUACUCCAUCCAGACAAGCUUCAUUUUGUGUUCAACAUCAUAGAGUGUCCGUCUAACACCACAGCGGGCACACUGCGGAAGGGGGUGUGCACAGGCUGGUUGGCCACAUUGGUCGCUCCGUUUCUUCAGCCAAACACAGAAGCUUUGCAGACAGACAGUCCUGAUGCCCUGGCUCCUAAGAUAUCCAUCUCUCCUCGAGCAGCACAUGCUUUCCACUUACCAGAUGACCCUUCAGCCCCCAUCAUAAUGGUGGGUCCAGGAACUGGCGUGGCCCCCUUCCUUGGCUUCCUCCAGCACCGAGAGAAACUCCAAGAACAACACCCACAUGGAAAUUUUGGAGCCAUGUGGCUGUUUUUUGGCUGCAGACAUAAGGACAGAGACUAUUUGUUCAGAGAGGAGCUCAGGCGUUUCCUCAAGAUUGGGAUCUUGACUCACCUGAAGGUCUCCUUCUCAAGAGAUGCCCCAGCGGAGGGGGAGGAAGCCCCAGCAAAGUAUGUGCAAGACAAUCUGCAGUGCCACAGCCGGCAGGUGGCCAGGAUCCUCCUCCAGGAGAACGGCUACAUUUAUGUUUGUGGAGAUGCCAAGAAUAUGGCUAAAGAUGUGAAUGACACCCUUGUAGACAUCAUAAGCAAAGAGUCUGGAGUUAACAAACUGGAAGCCCUGAAAACACUGGCAACCUUAAGGCAAGAGAGACGGUACCUUCAGGACAUUUGGUCAUAAAACUUAAAACGCCAAAGGCAGCUUCACCAAAGCUGAGUUUCUUGGAGGAGGUUGGGUGAGGAACAGAUAACUUACAGGUCCCCUGCAGCCUCAUAGGUGGUCUCCCACUCCUCAUCUGUGGCCCCACCCAACGCCCUACCUGUGAGGAGGUGGAGAGGCAGCCCCCCCCCCCCCACGACAGGUAGUGGAAGGCUCUCCUUAGCCUGUGCACAUACAUCAUGGGAAACUGUGGGCAUGUUACCUUUCUAUGAAGUAUACACAAAGAAUAUUCAUACUGGUAAUAUUUAAAUUAGUUGAUGUAAAGCAUACUUUUUGGAUAUUUAUAUAAUUAUUUGAUUGUGGUUUAUUAUCAAAAUUAUAUUUCUGAUAAAGUAUUUUAAUUUUAAAGUAAUCCUUAUAAGGGUUUUUAUGCUACAAGAUAUAUUUUGAGAUAUAUUUGAAGUUCUACUCUGCCGUUUUCAUCAUGAUUAUUUGCAGUGUCACAAUUCUGUAGCUUAGGGACAUUUGCAUCCCACAUACAGACAUCAUGUGCUCAUGUCAGUCAUGUUGCAACCACAGACUCUUUCAUCUCUGCUCCUCACAAAUAGAGUUGGCUUCUUCCCAAAACUGACUAUUUCUGUGAUACCAUGCAGAUUGUAUCCUAGCCUUAAAAUACUCCAGCUAGAUUCUGAUUCCAACUUCUCUUGAAAGUUAUGAAAAUAAAGCAUACAGAGGGC